AUGCUAACUUUACUAUCAUGGACGUUUCUCUUGGUUCUUUUUCUUCCAGAACAUAUUUCUCCGGCAGCAACCCUAAACGGAACAGUUCCGGCAGAAGCUCAAAGUCCUAAGCAACAAGAUGACUGGUUCCAGAAUCCUGACAUUUGUUUCGAUGAUUUUGAUUCUCUACCAGGUAAUAUUGAUUUCGAUGUGCCUGAUCGCCUGACGGAUGCGAUGAGUCAGCAGGAACUGGCAUACUACAAUAUUCAUAUCGACAAAGAUCCACGUCCUCAGGUUCCAGAGAGGUCUGACCCAAAUCAUUUUAAAUCAACGACUGUCGUCCGCGACGAAGAUUCUAUGCUUUGGGAAUCUAUUCUUUCUGACAUUCAACGUAUAAACCAAAUAUCGGAAGAUGAAGCCAACAAAAAUGUUCCGGAAGUAUAUUCGGCGGAAAUUACUGCUGGCUUAGUGCCUGAAAAAUCUGCUGGUGUAUCUAAUAUUCAGGCCGAAGAAAGAUUAACUUCCAAAUAUUCCUAUCCUUCAACUUCCCGUAGUGCGGAAAAUUUCUUUUUCCCAUCCGAAAUUCAGUCCACCAAUCAAGUAUUAAAAAAUGAAAAAUUCAUGGCCAUUUCGGAAAUUAUCAGCAGUCAGUAUGCUGCCGAAUCAUCACAUAUGAACUCAGCGAAACCAAGUGCUGUUUUCGGACUGUACACCGAUUCGAUUCCUGGGCCAAGUAAUAGAGCAACUGAGCAUAAGGAGGUAAACUCGAUGGAGCAGUUUGAUUCUGUGAGAUGUCAGUGUGGUUUUAUUGGAAAUACGCGUUGUAUGAAAUCGUUCGUGAGUUUCCGCGUUCAUCUUGAGAGCCACAAUCAAAAUGGUAAAUACUGCUGCCACUGGCACGGAUGCGGCAAAAAUUUCAGUGAUUAUCGAAAGCUUGACCAGCACUACUUCGAGCAUUUGAUAACUAAUCCUGAACUAGCUUUAUUCCGCUGCCUGAACUGCUCUCGAUGCUUUUGGUCGCAUUUUUCGCUUACAGAGCAUCGUCGUACGCACAGCAUUAAAGGAUUAACAAACACCACUCGAAGCGUAGACACGGUUUCACCGAUCAAAACCCAUUCCUCCCUGAUGUCAACUUUUCUUCUUCUUCCAGAAAAUAUUUCUCUGGCAGCAACCCAAAAUGGAACAGUUUUGGCAGAAGCUCAAGGUCCUGGGCAACAAGAUGACUGGCUACAGAAUCCUGACAGUUGUUUCGAUGAUUCUGAUCCUCUACCACGUAAUGUUGAUUUUGAUAUGCCUGAUGGCCUGACGGAUGCGAUGAGUCAGCAGGAACUGGCACACUACAAUAUUCAUAUCGACGCGGAUCUACGCCCUCAGGUUUUAAAGAAGUCUAACCCAAAUCAUUUUAACUCAACGACUGCCGUUCGCGACGAAAAUUCUAUGCUUUGGGAAUCUAUUUUCUCCGACAUUCAACGUAUAAACCAAAUAUCAGAAGAUGAAGCCAGCAAAAAUAUUCCAGAAGUUACUGCUGGAUCAGUGCCCGAAAAAUCUGCUGGUGUAUCUAAUAUCCAGGCCGAAGAAAAACUAACUUCCAAAUAUUCCUGUCCUUCAACUUCCCGUAGUGCGGAAAAUUUCUUUUUCCCAUGCGAAAUUCAGUUCACAAAUCAAGUUUUAGAAAAUGAAAAAUUCAUGGCUAAUUCGGAAAUUAUUAGCAGCCAAUAUGCUGCCGAACUGCCACAUACGAACUCAGUGAAACCAAGUGCUGUUUUCGGAUCGCACACCGAUCCGGUUCCUGGGCCAAGUAAUGGAACCGUUGAGCAUAGGGACGCAAAAUCGAUAGAACAAUUUGAUUUUGCCAAA
This is a messenger RNA of Gongylonema pulchrum, 1836 nucleotides long. Lineage: Eukaryota; Metazoa; Nematoda; Chromadorea; Rhabditida; Gongylonematidae. The record is from the annotation of a GenBank genome assembly.